Molecule: messenger RNA, 5198 nt
Organism: Culex pipiens pallens (northern house mosquito)
Lineage: Eukaryota; Metazoa; Arthropoda; Insecta; Diptera; Culicidae
Gene: mwh
Exons: 8
Coding region: 1787-4822 (1011 amino acids)
Biological process (GO): regulation of cell shape; cell migration; cortical actin cytoskeleton organization
Cellular component (GO): cytosol
Molecular function (GO): small GTPase binding; actin filament binding
Source: RefSeq, a predicted model, not a curated record
CAUCGCGGCGUUCGGACGUGUUUGCACUGCUGAAGUGUUUUUACGUUUUUUUUAGACUAGUUGAAAGAAAGUCCUUUCCUUUAGUGCAAGUGUUUCAAGUUGUUUGUACACUCACGUGCGAGAGGGGGUUGAUACCGGCUGGUUUCGCAUCGUGGAUCGUUUUUGGAAAGCCGAGUUCGGAUGCAGUUAGUGCAGUUGCUGCAGCAGUCAGUGGUAUUACCUUAAGUUGUUUCGAAGCUGAACUGGAUCAAUGCUGCUAUUUAUGUGCAUUAAUAAUUCUGCGCGGUACGUUUUGGUGUGCGGAAAUGCACGAUCCGCGGAAGUCAGAUUCGGUCAGGGUUGGUGAGUGGUGAAGAUAAACAAUUUGAUUUAGUUUUUUAUUUAUGUUGUGUGGAAGAACUGAUAUUUCUAGUUUUGGUUCAGCUGCAGUCGACCAAAAUAAAACAGUGAAACCAAGCCUGGGGCGAGCGCAUUAAUUAGUUUGACAAUAACAAAAAAAGAGUCUUCUUCUCAUAUGCUAAUUAAAUUGGUGAAAUCGAAACCCCAAAAAUAAGGCCCAUAAGGGGAAAAGUGUUAGUGACCUUGCAGGCCGGUCCAGAUCGCACCACAGGAAACGAUCAAAUCGACAAAAACGUGUUCCAAUUUUCUGCAAACUCAUCGAUUGCAGAACCUGUCGAUAAAAAGUGAAAAGGUGUGGUAGCAGAUCGGCUCAUGGUCAUAAAACGACGCUCACGUUUCAAUACAAAUUCAAAUCAAUCGUAAACGAUAGAAAAAAGAUCAUCAGCUGUCCCACUUUGCCGUGGAGCUGCGGACAAUCGUCAAUAUUGUCAAUACCUUUCCGAAGUGUGCUACCGUGUUAGCUCUUCCAACUGGAAAAACACCUGAGCAAACACCUGAUGGUCAUAAAACUGCAUUAGUGCAAAACCCAUUGUCGUCACAGUCGUCGUCGUGCAAGUCUCUGCCUAGCUAAUCCAAGUUACAGUUUUACGGCUAUAGUGAGUGUUUUUUGAAAAAAGAAAAAAAAAUCGCUGUGCAAACCUAAACAACAGUUUGUGGAAUUCCUGGUACAACAAUAGGCGGUACACGCUACAGGCUUGGAGUUGGAGUUAUUCAAUGGGGCCUGUCGUCGUCGUCGGCUAAUUGGAAUCGACGAUUGGCACGCGGCGCUCGUUUUUUCGACCGCCAAAUUGGAUGGAUUUUGUGCGAGCGGGAAUAGAAGCCCAUUACUAGAUCGCUCGGAACGGGAAGGUGCCGCGUGAGCAGAAAACAGCAGCAGCCCGACAACUUCAAGUAGAAAAUUGCUUCCACCAAACAGAGUGCGCAAGAUUGGUUGGGUUGGGCGGCGGAGCGUAUAAACCGGACGAAGAAGUGAAAAGUUGGUGGGGUAAACGCUUGGAGCAAAACAAACGAUGCAAAAUUCCCCCGGCGUUUAAUCCGAUUUAAUGUGUGAUUAGCUAAGCUAUACCCCCCCAAUCAGAGUGGGAUCUACAGCGGGAAGAGAAAUUCUGGAAAUCGUCAUAAAGCAAAUGAGAUGAGCCGUGGCCAGUUUAGAGUGAUUCAGGAAAAAAGUUGAGGAAGAAAACUAACUUAAUCCAAUUAAGGGGAAGUGAAAGAAGGCGACUCAAUCAAGGGAGCAAAUCCCGCUUCUAAUUCGCAUUGUGAUGAUCCCGGUUAGAACCAUUCUGGCAACAUCUGGUGGAGCACGUGGAUCGCCACGGAUCAAUCGCGAGCAUUAAUCAAGCAUUUGCCCCAGUGAGAAAACAAUUUUCCCCUGCUCAGAGAAAAGAUGGGCAACGCGAUAAGCAGUGCUAACGAGUCUGCGGCGGCGGCGGCGGCAACGCUGCCCAGAAGACAACAACAGAACCAGCAGCACUGCUACGACGAGGAUUGCAACGGGAAACGGUGCUGGUACGGUACAGCUCCACGGACCAAUCACCAGAACGUCCAGCAGCAACAGCAGCAGCAGCAGAACCCGGAAAACUCGCGAAUGUUGUUCUUGCUCUACUUAAUUCAUCGCACGUGGAACGUCGUGGUCGAUAGCGUCGAUCAGAAGGGAAAGAAAUCCCGAGCGGCCACCUCGGAAGAUUCCGGCGCCCCGCGCAGCAACUACGAUGAGGCGUUCGACAACGAUCUGCAGUUUACCGAUCUGGACGACGACUCCAGCCUGUACGGGUCGCAGUACUCGUUCUGCAACUGCAGCUACUGCGAGGAGGAAGCCGACCGAAACCACUUCGACAACGUGCGCGGCAACCGGUUCUCCUUCUGCGACAGUGACAUAUCAUACUGCUCGUACCAGAUGGCACCCAGUGCCGGGAAGAGCCCUCCCGGGGGGACACAGAUUGGACCGCCCGACGUGAACGAGAUGACCCUCGGCUGGAACUCGAACAUAAAGCAAGAAAACCAACGCCCGCCCGUGUUCAACCCGGAGGACUACGUCAUUUCGCUGAAAAAGUACGGCCGCCGGGGCACCAACGGUAACUUCAAAUCCAUCUACGACACCUCCCCGGGCGAUGAGGGAGCGACAGCCAAGGGGGACAAACAGCAGCAACUGCACCAUCAGCAGCAGCACCUCAUGGACACCGCCAGCCGGUCGCACACGCUGCCCCACAAGAACUCAGAGUAUCGCUCCCCCAUCCAGGCACCCCCGGAAAUGGACUGCGAGAUGUCCCUGCGUCAGUUUGGCUCGGUGACCGAUCUACUCACGAAGCUGCGGGCCGAUCUGCGAGCCUCGUUUCCCAGCUUCGUCCAAGAGUUCGUCUCCAGCCCGCUGGACGGCGUCAGCCUGCUGCUCGAGGUUCUGCGCUCGGUUCAGCUGAGCCAAAGCAUGCCGAUGAAUGGAACCACCACGAUGCCGGCGCCCGGAGCGAUGCCGCGGCCAAACCAGUCCUACCAGCGGCGGGCCCUGCUGGACGAGCUGGCGUGCUUACAAUGCCUAAGCAUCUGCUGCACGAGAAGUCCGGAGGCUGGUGCUCGGCUGGGCACGACUCCGAUUGGGUUGCUUCCGUUGGCGGCCGCUGCCACGGGCACGGGGAUUCGUUCGCGGGUGGUUGCGCUGCAGCUGCUGACGAUCGCGUGCGAUAAGUCUGCCCUGGGGGAUGGGACGCAGCGUAGUCAACAGCAAGGUCAUACGGCGGUUUCGGAAGCGUUGUCUACGCUGCGGUUGAGAUGUGCCGAACCGGUGCGGUUCCGACUGCUGGUCGGGAUGUUGAACAGCGGGGGUGGUUCUGGGGAGCUGCAGGCGGUUGGGAUGAAGUUCAUCAACACGUUCUUGGAGAGCGCCGAGAGCGUACAGGUUCGGUUGUAUCUGCAGGCGGAACUGUUUCAAGCCGGGUUGGAUCCGGCCCAGAUGUGCAAAAUCAUUUCGUCUACUUCCCCCUGGUUGGAGCGACUUCGCAUCGAGGUCAAGCGAUGGGACGCCAUUCGGAUAGAUAUUGAGCAGCUGCAGAAUCAGGCGCGAUCUGCCGAGCAGGUUCGCAGCCGGCUGGUGAUCCUCGAGCGUCGAGUACAAAUCUUGCACGAAGAAAAGACGGUGUUGACCACGAUGGAGAGAAGAUUGCAGGAACGGUGUGCCGAGCUGCAGCGUGAAGUUCUCAGACUUAAGGGCAAUCACAGCAUGGAUGGUUCUAACAGCAACAGUCUGGAGAAGAGACCGGUGGCACUUCCGAGACAGGUUCCACCUCAGGCCAAACGAAACACCUCGGAGAACGAUGACGAAGGUAUCAGCAGCUCGGAAACCGGACAAUCCUCCACUCCGGAACCUCCUAGAGUGUUCCCAGCCAAGGAAGGUUCAUCUUCAAAUUCCCACAAGUUCAGCAUCUCUCUGAACCAGGACAACGCCGGCACGUCGCACGAACUGAACAACAACGAUGACGACACAAACGCCACCAUCGAGGACGUCAUCGAAGAGCUGCAGAACAUCGUCAACGACGCCGAGCGCGAAAUCUCCGACCAAAACGAAGUCCUCUACCAUCAAGACCUGCCCGAGAAGACGCUCUACAGCCUGGAAAUCAACACCGAGAACGAAAUCGUACCUGUUAACCUGCUACCUCAUCCACCCCGCAAGUCCCGCUCCCUGGCCCACCUCAUCUCAACCCCCUCGGACGGUGACGGUUCCGGCUACGACCUGCUCUUCGUCAACGGAGACAGCAAGCUGGACUUUUUCGAAGACGGUCAACCGGACAAGCUCCCCAAAAAGCCAACCUACCCCGACAGCGCCUUCUACGCCCCCGAAGAGCCACCCCACGAAUCAACCCGUCCCGACGUCGUCCACACGGCCACCGAAUCAGCGGCGAUGCACCGAAGUCGCGCCACCACCGCCGCCUCAAAAGACUCCAACCGAGCCAUCCUGAACGUCAUCAUGGACGCCCGCGACAAGGAAUCCCGCAUGAUGCGAGCCCAAUCGCUCGAACGCGAAGUCCCCGUCCCGGGACCACCCCCGCCCCAGCAGUUCAACGGCGUAUUUUUCAUGACCGACAUGAACAGCGCCGGCAAGUACCCCAAACCGGACAUCACCGCUGCCCUCGAAGCGAAAAAGGUUACCAAGAACCUCGACCGCAUGGGCGCGUACGGCGUAGACUCGAUGAUCGACAUCGUAACCACCAACGAGCAGCGAAUCAACGGCAAGACCACCGCCUUCCAGAAGGCACGGCCCACCGCGACGAACGCCGCCGCCGGUACCGGAAACAUCAACUUCAAGCUGCGCUCGUCCAACGGCACUCAGAUGCACUACCCGGGCAGCGGACAGCUGGUGCGGGAAAAUAGCCGAAGCCAGACGAAUCUGGGCGGCUCGAAAGUGACCGAUCUACCUUCGGGGUUGUACUAAGAGAUAAGAAAACAAGCGAUAUUUUUAAAAACUUCUGUGCAAUAUUUAUUCUUUUACCUUGUAGAUUCUAAAACGCGUACUUUUAAGACACUUUUCCUUUGAAUCAACUCAUUCGGUUUGUAAAAAGUUUGCUAAAUAUUCGAUAUUCGACGGUGAUGGUACUCUCUCCUUCUCCCCCUGUGCACACAGUCUGUGUAUUUGUUUCAGUUUUUUCGAGAUUUUCGAUUAGGGACAUAAUUUCAGUUGAAAGACGAAACAUGAAGGUGUGACGUUCACGGCGAUUCAAGAUUUACAAAAGGAAGAAAAGAAGCGUUAUGUUUAGCAGUAAGUGUCGUGUACUUUUUUUUUAAAUAAAUGAGAAAGUUGAAUAAAGAUA